UCAGCAAUUAAAAAAAAAAACAUAAUGUACAGAAAUAAUACAACAAUCAGCUCCUCUAAAAUUGUUAAAUAAUAGCAACAAUUUAUAAUGUAGGAACACUUUUUAGGUUACUUGUACUCGUUUUCUACUCGGACGUUUUAUACAUGUACACACAUCUGACAGCUGAAUUGUGAAGACGUGUACUUUCCGCACCGAUUUUAGCCUCCUACAAAAAGUCACUUUGCGUUAUUAUUAUCUAUAAUAUCAUCUAUAUUUCGUUGGCAUUGUUUAGCGGUACUGGUUCCCCGUCAUGGCGACAGUAGAGGAGCUGAAGCUGCGGGUGAGAGAGUUGGAGAAUGAAUUGAUAAAGUGUAAGCAGAAGCAGUGCGCCGUGGAGGAUGCUCACAGCCAGCAGCUGCACAGACCCAAGAUUGACAAGAUGAGCAGCGAAGUGGUGGAUUCAAACCCAUACAGUCGUCUCAUGGCUUUAAAGAGAAUGGGCAUCGUGGAUGAUUAUGAGAAAAUCCGGACUUUCACAGUCGCUGUGGUUGGUGUUGGGGGAGUUGGCAGUGUGACAGCUGAAAUGCUCACUAGAUGUGGCAUUGGUAAGCUGCUCCUCUUUGACUAUGACAAAGUAGAGCUGGCCAAUAUGAACCGACUGUUCUUCCAGCCUCACCAGGCCGGCCUCAGUAAAGUGGAAGCCGCAGAACACACACUCAGGAACAUCAACCCAGAUGUGUCAUUCGAGACCCACAACUACAAUAUCACCACGAUGCAAAAUUUUACACAUUUUAUGGAGCGAAUCAGUUAUGGAGGGCUUGAAGAAGGGAAGCCGGUGGAUUUGAUCCUGAGCUGUGUGGACAACUAUGAGGCCCGAAUGGCCAUCAAUACAGCCUGUAACGAACUAGGUCAGAUCUGGAUGGAGUCUGGUGUCAGCGAGAAUGCUGUAUCGGGACACAUCCAGCUCAUCAUUCCCGGAGAGAUGGCGUGCUUCGCUUGUGCUCCUCCUCUGGUGGUAGCAGCUAACAUCGAUGAAAAGACCCUAAAAAGGGAGGGCGUGUGUGCUGCCAGCUUACCAACAACGAUGGGCGUGGUCGCAGGCCUCCUGGUGCAAAAUGUCCUCAAGUAUCUGUUGAAGUUCGGCACCGUCAGUUAUUAUCUUGGCUACAACGCCAUGCAGGACUUCUUCCCCACCAUGGCCAUGAAACCAAACCCCCAGUGUAAUGACAGCUACUGCAGGAAACAACAGGAAGAGUAUAAGAAAAAAGAAGCAGAGCGGCCAAAGGUUGAAGUUGUACAGGAAGAGGAGGAAGAGGUCGUACACGAGGACAAUGAGUGGGGUAUUGAACUAGUAUCAGAGGUGUCUGACGCAGAGUUACAGGCUGCAUCGGGCACUGUGCCUGACCUCCCAGAAGGCAUUACUGUGGCGUACACCAUUCCAGCGGAGGAUACAACAGGUGAGGAGACGGUGGGAGAGUCUGAACAGAGCCUAGAGGACCUGAUGGCUCAGAUGAGAAAGUUGUAGGCAACAAUCUGAAGAUGCUAUUCAGAUGAGACAUGCCUUUUUCUCAGACGUCUAUUUCAUUGCUUUCUUUGAUAACAAGCAUUAUCAUGAAAAAAGCCAAUUCAUGUCAAAUAAACAAUUACAGAAUGAAUUCUUCUAACAGCUAAAGAAGAGAAAUGCAUGAAAACUGCUGCUGAUGACAUUUCACACAACACACAUUAAAUCAUGCAAAAGCAGUCAGAUGUGUAAUUUGCUGACAUACCGGGAAGGUGUUUAGCACUUCGAGUUGGUACAGUCUCUAAUGGAAUGUCUUUAAACCUAGGAUAAUAUCACUGUUAGUGCAUUAACAUGUAUCACAAUGUGUAUUUUCUACGGUUUUUGAUUAGUGAAUGAGCUAAUGUCCCUACCUUUUCAUGUAUGUGUCAUUCACUCAGCUUUAAAGAAAACAUCUGUUGCAACAGAUUUAAACAUUUAAACAUGUUUAAGUUGUCUCAAUAAAGUAUUUAUUAGAUGGAA
Molecule: messenger RNA, 1999 nt
Organism: Sebastes umbrosus (honeycomb rockfish)
Lineage: Eukaryota; Metazoa; Chordata; Actinopteri; Perciformes; Sebastidae
Gene: uba5
Product: ubiquitin-like modifier activating enzyme 5
Exons: 12
Coding region: 290-1504 (404 amino acids)
Biological process (GO): protein ufmylation
Cellular component (GO): cytoplasm; cytosol
Molecular function (GO): UFM1 activating enzyme activity
Source: RefSeq, a predicted model, not a curated record